Messenger RNA from Scatophagus argus, 1635 nucleotides. RefSeq names its product histone-lysine N-methyltransferase KMT5C-like. The transcript has 5 exons. Bases 1 to 1380 code for a protein of 459 amino acids. Gene Ontology annotation, molecular function: histone H4K20 methyltransferase activity; protein binding. NCBI's taxonomy places the organism in Eukaryota, Metazoa, Chordata, Actinopteri, Scatophagidae. The record is from RefSeq and is a predicted model, not a curated record. Gene Ontology annotation, cellular component: nucleus.
AUGGAUAGACGUACCAGAAUGAAUUUUAUGGAGCUGUGCGGGACCGAUGAUCUGACCACGGCUUUGGUACUGGACCCCCUGCUGGGUUUCAACACCCGUAAAAUGAAUGUCACUCCUUUACCAGAGAUCCACUGUUGGGACAUUCUCAAAGAGACCCUGCUGAGCUUUCGACGCACGCACGAUUUUAAUGCAACAUUUGAGGCACUGACGGCAGGAAAACUGGCUGGUGACUAUUUUAACAACCUGGGAAGCCAUCGGCAGGAUCUGCUGAGGCAACAUGUCUGUCGUUACCUCAGUGCCUUUCUGCUGGACAGUGGUGUCACGAUAGAUUCCACUUACAGAUAUUCUUCAGAGACCAAUGGAGCAAAGGUAACCUCGACAAGACACUGGUUUUCAGGACAGCGUAUCAAGGUCCUCAUGGGCUGCAUAGUAGAGGUUAGUGCCUCAGAUCAAGCUGUGCUUCAGGCUGGAGUCAAUGACUUCAGCGUGAUGUAUUCCUUACGCAAAAAAUGUGAUCAGCUCUGGCUCGGGCCUGCGAGAUUUAUUAACCAUGACUGCCAUCCAAACUGCAAAUUCCUGGCAAGGGAGAUGAAUGUUGUCUUUGUUGAAGUGAUCCGACCUAUUUCGCCCGGCGAGGAGAUCACAUGUUUUUAUGGUGCGUGCUUUUUUGGGGAGAGAAAUGAAAUGUGUGAAUGCUACACCUGUGAGAGGAAAGGAGAGGGUCUCUUUAGACAAAUAGGGAAGCAGCCUGACUCUGAAGACACAAGGAACCCCGUGCACCCAAAGUACCAACUCAGGGAGAGAUACCAGAAAGACAUUUCAGCACAAAAUGUGGGAGAAGAGAAGGCCUAUGAAGACAGGGAAGGAAAUGAGCUUGAAGUAAAAAGGAGCAAGCAGAGUCUUGGAGAAAAUCUGACAGCACAGUCAGAGAGAAGUGUUUCUAAAGAGACAGCAGAGAGGCAGCAAGGAAGUACAAUGAUAUGCACAGUUGAAGGUAUCUGUGUUUGGAAUGACCUGUUUGGCAAGAUGGGUGACAAAAUAUGCGGAUUGUGUUUUCGGAGUUACACCAACUUGAAGCAACACCUUAAAGUGUCCCACACUGUAUCCAAUAAAGAUGAGUUCCUCCUUCUCGUGCAAUAUGGGAAUGCACGAACUCAGGACAAAUUGGACUGUCAAAUAUGUGGCAAGAGCAAGCUUUGUCGCCUUGAUAAGCACUUACAAGAGUCACACAACUUGUCAGCAGAGGAACGAGAACCAAUCAUGAGGCAGGCCAAGAGAGCAGUAAUUGUCAAAAGGUUUGCUGCACUGCGGGAGUCCAACCCUGAGAUACCAAUGGUAUCAACGUUGGACUGUGGAGCUGCUCGUGAAUAUGGUACGUGAUACAAUAUGGUACUAACAUGGAUGCCACAGUGUCAGGGCCCAUUCAGUGUUGCUUGCAGCUAGUUUUUUAUGGCUUUUGUGUAGCAACCACAAUGAUAUAUAUACAUAAAUUCGGAACUGUGGAUCAUAGCUUCCAGUUUUAUAUCUGUUUUAUGACAUUACAGAGGAUGACCCACUGUCCAUAGUCCCUACUGAUGAGGAAGUUAGGGAGGUGCCAGAGGGAUCAGAAUCCCAGGAGGAGGAAAACAACUUAUG